CAGCGACAGGAGGAAGGGGACACACGCACAGAAAGUGAGAGAGAGAGAGAGAGAAGAAAAACUUGGACACUUCAUUGAUUGUUUGCUCCCCCCCCCCCGCCCCCCCAGCCCAACAAUCGAUCCCCAAACGGGACUGAUCAUCGGUGCUGGAGUCAGUGGAGCAUGCGGCUCGGUUCUAUCUUCAGGCUCUAUGCGCUGUGGGCCUUUGUGGAGGUCGCGACCUCCGUGACCAAGCCCGCCAAGAGGAAGGUGGCAGGGCGGAGGUCCAGACAGGUGUUUGAGGCAGAGCCCGUGGAGGGGGUGUGGUCAGUGUGGGCGGAGUGGUCCGAUUGCUCCCAGUCAUGCGGAGUGGGCGUGUCACAGAGAAGCAGGAAUUGUCUCCCGCCUCCACCGACCUCACCCUCCGUCUCCUACUCGUCGCCCAACUGGGGCGGGCAUCUUCCAGGGGGCGUUGGGGGUCCGGUCAUCUCUUCCAUGCGCCCCUACCACCCUUCACGUCAACACCCGCCUCAUAACCAACUACCUAACCCCAACCAGGGGGUGUCACUUUAUCGGAGUACCCCGCCAGGGGGCGACGUGGGGCUGACCAAUCCGUCGUCACCUUUCUAUCAAGCUGAAUACCCCGUGGCCAAUCAGAACCGAGUGUCUGUGUACCGAUCGCCUUACCACGCUCCCUCACGUGCCUACAAUCAACAGCAACGCACCAUCAGGAGGCCCAGCAACCCUGGCGCUUUGAGGGCAGCGGGAGGAGGGAGCAGAAGGUCGGUCAGCACCAGUCGGGAGGGUUUGCCGGUCAGGAGGUCUUCGCCCAUCCGUCCAGGUCAGUUUGGCUACGGAAAAGUCCCCUUCUCCCUGCCUUUGCACCGGCCCAGUCGUCAGGCUCGCCACACUGCUAACGGCACCGCCUCAGCCACGUCAGCACCCAAACUAGCUGCUGGUGAUGAUAAUGACGAGGAGGAAGAGGAGGAUGAAGAGGGCACAACCACCGCCGCCCCCGCCACUACAACGACACCCCAACCACACGUCAGAAGCGAGCAAAGGCGGGUCCGAGUCCCACCCUCUCCUCACUUCCUCACACGUUCCCCUUCUUCAUCAUCAUCAGUCCUUGCCAGUCAUCGCCGCUUCGAUUGGCGCGCUGUCACCGCUCCGCCGCCACCCGCUUCGCCUCACUUGCACCCCAACUCACAGCCGGCUAGCCCCUAUUUCCCCUACUCCUCCCCUCUGCACCGACCCUUGCAUAUGGAAUGGGCGCCUCACCCGGGCUUUGGAGCCCAGGCCCAGCAACCCAGCAACAUGUACCCGCUUCAGCACCCACAUAGACAACACAUGGGGGCAGAGGCAGGUGGCCCAGGUGGGAGAACGCCGCAGAACUACAGAUGCUCCGGUCCUGAGAAGGAAUAUCGCAGGUGCUUCUUGCAGGUGUGUGCCGGAGCCACGCUGGAUUCAAGAGCAGAGCAAUGCGCCGCCUUCAACACCAAAGAGUUUAUGGAUCGUCUCUACGAAUGGGAACCUUUCACUGAGGUCGGUCCAGAGAAACAGUGUGAGUUGACGUGUCGGCCGGCAGGCUAUCGCUUCUACGUUCGCCAGGCCGAGCGGGUGCGAGAUGGCACGCCUUGCUUCAAUGUCACCUCCAACGAUGUCUGCGUCGGAGGACAAUGUCUGACAGAAGGCUGCGACGGCAUCCUGGGCUCCGGCUCUGUGCUUGAUAAAUGCGGCAUUUGCGGUGGGCGGGACUCCUCCUGUCAGAAGGUGACGGGCAGCUUCCAAAAUGUCACCGUUCCCCUUGGCUACCACAAGAUCUUGGACAUCCCGGCCAGGGCGACCUUCAUUAACAUCACAGAGAGACGGGCCAGUCCUAACUACCUGGCCAUGAGGAGCGGAACGGGGGCUUCAGUGGUGAACGGGCGCUGGGCCGUAGACCCUCCGGGGGAAUACCAGGCGGGCGGUACUACCUUCACGUACGCCCGACCUAAAGCACAGGCGGAGGGAGAGGAAGACAGAGGAGAGUCCCUCAGGGCCCCUGGACCCACCAGAACACAGCUGCAGCUUUAUAUCAUUUUCCAUCAGCAAAACCCAGGCAUCGAUUAUGAGUUUUACAUCCCGGUGGAGAAGAAGGAGGGAGAGACGCCCAGGGAGAGGCAGCCAGCAAGGGCACCACUUCGUAGUCCUCUCACUGUGUCAAUAGAAGAGCCUCCUCCUGCCGCCCCUCCUCUUUCCAUGCCUUCUUUUCCCCCCUCCUCUUCUGUAUUUGCUCCCCCGUUGUCUUAUCACUGGAACGCCGAGAGGUCCCGACCCCGGGCCUCGGCGCCCAAUCGUAACGCUCGGAUCCCGCCUCGUACCGACUUGCCGCUGGACACUCAGCCGCCGUUCGUGUGGAGGAGAGGCGCGCUGUCGCAGUGUUCGGUUUCCUGUGGCAAAGUGUUGGAUUUGAGUCUCAUUUCAAAUGGUGUGAUGUUUCCCUCGUGUGGCCGCUGUGUGCAAGUACAACAACGUGACUCUCCACCCACCCCCCCACCCAUCAAAGGUCAUCAAUACCGAGAUGUCCUCUGCGUCGACCGCCAUACCGAUGAGGAAGUUCCCGAGAGGAAAUGUGACUCUGCAGCUAAACCUGUACCAGAGGAGGAGCCUUGCAAUGUCCACGCCUGUCCACCAUUUGACGAAGCCCCAUGUCCGCGCUCUCUGUCUUGUCGUGUUAGCUGGGAGGCGAGCGCUUGGUCGGAGUGCAGCGUGUCGUGCGGGCCCGGCGUGCAACAGCGUCAGCUCCAAUGCAGGCAGAGUUUUGGCAAUCGCUCCACCAUGGUCCACCCCCAGCGCUGUGCCAACCUCACCCCGCCAGAGUCCACACAGGCCUGCCAGCUGCCGCUGUGCUCCCACUGGGAGGUCGGCUCCGACUGGAGCACGUGCUCAGUGGACUGCGGCGUGGGAAAGAGGACGAGGAGCGUGCGUUGCGUGAGCGAUCAGGGCAGCGUGGUGAGCGACAUGGAGUGCAGCUCCAGGGUACGCCCACUCGGCAGCGAGGAAUGCAACAUGGGUCCUUGCGUGACCAACUGGUACUCCUCCGCUUGGUCCGGCACUUGCUCAGCGCAAUGUGGCCCUGGCGUGCAGAAGAGGGAGGUGGUGUGUCUGACGCGUGGUGGCGUCCGAGAGGGCGAGGGAGCUGGGGACUGUAUCGGGGAAAAACCGGCUGAGCUGAAGGCUUGCAACGGGGGUCCCUGUGUGUCGAUCACCAUGUGGUACAGUGGCCCAUGGACACAGUGCAAUGUUCUGUGCGGGAACGGAACCCAGCGACGGGACUUCAUUUGUGUCCAGAAGAUGGGCAAUGACUUUACAGUGGUGCCCUCCUCUGAAUGUGCUCAAAUGGAUAAACCGGCCGCCGUGCAGCAGUGUGACAUGGGAGACUGCCAUCCGCAGUGGUUCACAACAGAGUGGAGCGCGUGCUCACGCUCUUGCGGAAAGGGUCUACAGAUGAGGGAGGUACGGUGUCUAACAGCGGACAAAAAGCACAGCCAAAACUGUGACGUCAACAUCAAACCCGAACAGGAACAAGUCUGCAACACCAUACCCUGCAGUCCACAAGUCACAGAUGAGAAUUGCAGGGACAGACGGCACAACUGCGUGAUGGUGGUGCAGGCCAGGCUCUGCGUCUACUCCUACUACAAGACGGCGUGCUGCGCCUCGUGCACGCACAGUGCGCUGCGUGCCAAGAGACACUGACAGGCCAAUCGCAGGCAGCCCCGGUGUGCAAGAAGUUAAAGGUUGGGCCUCAGUAGCCCAAUCACCCCCCUAUUGAGUGACUGCUCUUUAGAAAUGGGAAGCCCAGAGUAGGCCAUCUACCUGUGGAGGCAUUCUGUCUAUAACAAUUAGUCAUAUAGCCUUCUUUUUCAGGUAAAAACACUGUGAAAGCAGCCAGUUCUUUCAGCAGUCAUUUAUAUUACCACAUUUUGCCUCUCUUUACUCACUGUGUUAGCCCAAGCGUAUAGGCCAAGUGAUUUCCACUCUUGCAGGCUCAUUUUUAAAAGGAUGGUGCUCAUAAAGUAUUACGGUUUUUUUUCAAGCAGCAUUUUUUUAAAGAUUCCUUUUCAUCUGAAAGAGACAGCAAGUCAUGCAUACCUCCAACUUUAAGUAGAAAACAUCGAUCAUGUAGGACUUAGUAGACUUGGUCCACUGUAUAUACUGUAUUUGUGUACAGAGCAGCUGCUCUACCAUGCAACCACAUUGGCCAACUAGUGAAGGAUUUUUGAUGUAUUUGUUUGCCCAAAAAAAUUCCUUUAAGUAUCCUUUUAUUGUUCAUUGCAGUUUAAAAGAAAAUAUAAACCAAAGGAGGAAGUGAAUGACCAAAUAUGUCUACAAAAAUGGACGGUAUGAAAUACUGUAUUAAACAUGCAAAAAGUUAAAUUGGUACCACAGUGAAGUGAAGCCAUACACCGUAAUUAAGUCAAGCCAAUUUAACAUGAUCAUUGUCAUUAAAUCACACGAUAUAUCAAAAUGAUAUUCACAGCGUCCAAUUUCAUCUAUCAGUCCAGUUAGCAGAAGUCUCAUUUUCAUUAUUCUAGUGAUUAUAUAUCCUAGUUCCACCUUGUCCUGACAGUAACUAUUUAGCACAAUGCUAUGAUCAACUGUAUAUACUGUAUGUGUGUGAGUACCCUCAUCAGUUUAAGCUCCUUUUUUCGUACCUCUCACAUAGUACAAAAUCAGCAUACACACUCCCACUCCUGAAGUGAGGGAUCUGUAUAUUAUGUAUGUUUUUAAUGUGUAUGAGAUGUUUUGAAUAUAGUAGGCGCUUAUAUUUUUUAACUGAGUAUAAUUGUUGUAGACUGAAUUUAUUCACAUCUAACUAUACGUAACUUUAAGAAGAGAAUCCGGAUGUCUGUUUUUGCAAUAAUUCACGUGCUUCCAAGAAAGUCAUCUUGUCCCCCUGUAGUGACAUUUUAGAUAUAUUAAAAGAGAAAGGAUAGUAAUUUAUCUGUAUCAAAAGAACAUGUAACUUAUUUUAUGGGGAUAUUUUUCUCUUGUAACCACUUGAUUUUAUGAGAACAAACACAUCUUUUCUUCCUCCACACACACACACCUUGUAGUACACAAAAAAUGUGACAAACUAACUAUCCCAGUGCUUAAAAAGUGAACUCAAUAAAACUGAAACAACGGAUGAA
Molecule: messenger RNA, 5150 nt
Organism: Phyllopteryx taeniolatus (common seadragon)
Lineage: Eukaryota; Metazoa; Chordata; Actinopteri; Syngnathiformes; Syngnathidae
Gene: adamtsl4
Product: ADAMTS-like 4
Exons: 17
Coding region: 163-3714 (1183 amino acids)
Biological process (GO): extracellular matrix organization
Cellular component (GO): extracellular matrix
Molecular function (GO): metalloendopeptidase activity
Source: RefSeq, a predicted model, not a curated record